CAUCCUCUCCAUCCACCAGGGCUUGACUUCAGGUGCAGCAGAAUUCCCCAGCCCCCCAAGGAUUUGAGACCCAUCAGCUAUCCUCACCUGGUUCUGCCAGCCGGUUGAAGCCAUUCCUGGGAUUGUGGCCCCUGAUUCAUCCUGACAGCUUCUGGAAGGCACAGGAUUUCCUUUCCUCCCACUCUGAAGAAGGUGAUGGAGAAGACAUUCAGAAUUCCAAGGAAUGGGGCACCUUUCGUUUCAUGAGGAAUAGAAAUUAAAAUGUGGGAUAUGUGGGAUAUGCUUCAUUGAAUGAGGACACAUAGCUCACAUCAAUGACUCCGAGAGGAGAAACCAUUUAAAGGUAUGGAGUGUGGGAAAAGUUUCACUGAUAGUGGAAAACUUAGAACACAUCAGCGGAUUUACAUGGACAAGAAAGGAUUACAAUGCGUGGAGUGUGGAAAGAGCUUCAGUCACAGUGGAGACCUUAGAAAACAUCAACGGAUUCACACAGGGGAGAAACCAUAUAAAUGUAUAGAGUGCGGAAAGAGCUUCAGUCACAGUGGAUCCCUUAGAGAACAUCAACGGAUUCACACAGGGGAGAAACCAUUUCAAUGUAUGGAGUGUGGAAAAAGCUUCUGUCGGAGUGGACAGUUACGUUCACAUCUACGGAUUCACACGGGUGAAAAACCUUUUAAAUGCAUGGAGUGUGGGAAGAGCUUCAGUCGGAAUGGAGAACUUAAAUUACACCAGCGAAAUCACACUGGUGAAAAACCAUAUAAAUGUAUGGAGUGUGGAAGGAGCUUCAUUCAGAGUGGACACCGCAAUAUACAUCAACGGAGUCACACAGGGGAGAAACCAUAUAAAUGUAUAGAGUGCGGAAAGAGCUGUAGUAAUAGUGGAGACCUUAGAAAACAUCAACGGAUUCACACAGGGGAGAAACCAUUUCAAUGUAUAGAGUGCGGAAAGAGCUUCAGUCACAGUGGAGACCUUAGAAAACAUCAACGGAUUCACACAGGGGAGAAACCAUAUAAAUGUAUGGAGUGUGGAAAAAGCUUCUGUCGGAGUGGACACUUAAGUUCACAUCAACAGACUCACACGGGUGAAAAACCAUAUAAAUGUAUGGAGUGUGGAAAGAGCUUCAGUCGGAGUGGACACCUCAAUAAACAUCACCAGACUCACACAGGGGAGAAACCAUAUAAAUGUAUGGAGUGCGGAAAGAGCUUCAGUCAGAGUGGACACCUCAAUAAACAUCAACGGACUCACACAGGGGAGAAACCAUAUAAAUGCAGGGAGUGUGGAAAGAGCUUCAGUCAGAGUGAUACACUUAGAAGACAUCAACGGACUCACACAGGGGAGAAACCAUUUAAAUGUAUGGAGUGUGGAAAGAGCUUCAGUCACAUUGGAAACCGCAAUAUGCAUCAAUGGACUCACACAGGGGAAAAACCAUUUAAAUGCAUUGAGUGCGGAAAGAGCUUCAGUCAAAAUGGAUACCUUAAAACACAUCAACGGACUCACACAGGGGAGAAACCAUAUAAAUGUAUAGAAUGUGGAAAGAGCUUCAGUUUCAAUGCAAGCCUUAGAAGACAUCAACAGACUCACACAGGCAGGGGGAAACCAUAUGAAUGUAUGGCAUACGGGAAGAGCUUCAGUCAAAAAGGAAACCUUAAAUUACACCAGCAGACUCACACAGGGGAGAAUCCAUUUAAUGCAUGGAAUGUGGAAAGAGCUUCAGUUUCAAUGCAAGCCUUAGAAGACAUCAACUGGCUCACACAGGGGGAAAACCAUUUAAAUGCAUUGAGUGCGGAAAGAGCUUCAGUCAGAAUGGAGACCUUAAAACACAUCAACGGAUUUACACAGGGGAGAAACCAUAUAAAUGUGUGGACUGUGGAAAGAGCUUCAUUCAGAUUGGAAACCUUAGAAAACAUCAACGGACACACAGGGAAGAAACCAUAUAAAUGUAUGGAGUUUGGAAGGAGCUUCAGUCCGAGUGGAACCCUUGAUUUACAUCAACAAACUCCCACAUGAGAGAAACCAUAUAAAUGUCAAGUAGACAGAGGUUCAGUCCUUGUGGAAGUCCUACAUCAACAGACUCAUGGACAGGAAGAACUUUAACAGUUGACACCCUACAAACCCAUCAACCCUCAAAGAGGAGAAGCUGUUUAAAGGGAAAGAUUGCAGAAAGUGCUUUAGUUAUAAUGGAGUGUUUAAAGAACAUCUAAGGACUCAGAGGGGAGAACCCAUUGAGAUGUAUGGAGUGAGGAACGUGUUCCUUUCAGAGUCCACUCUUUUCUUCACAGCAAUGAACUCAACUCAGCAGAAAAUCCAUUUUAAAAGCAUGUCAUGUAUUUGAAGUUCUGGUGUUUAUAUGUAAAAUUGUAUAGUAAUGAAAUAAUGAAGGUAACGUCUCACACUAGUGAGUAUAAUUUUAGAUGUAAGGUACCUUUUGAUAGUGAGGGGGAGUUGGUGAAUCUGGAUUUCUGGUGGUGAAUGAGGAUUAGGGCUGGGCAUCUAUUGAUCUCAUCCUAUACCGGUUUCUAGACCACAUUGUGAUAACUUUUCAAAAACAAUUGAUAUGGCAACACACCACAGAUCACAGUGUGUGUUUCUGGGAUGCCCAUUUGCCUGGAAGCAGGCAGCAGAAAGCUUUGCUUUGUGAAGUCCCUGAAUAUGCUGAGUUGCUGACUAACCUCCCAGAUGACAGGAAGCGUUAGACACACCUCCAUUGCCCUGUCUCCUUCCAGCCUCUUUCCUCCCUUGCUACCUUCUGAUGGUUUUUUAAAAAAAUGAUAUUUAUUGAAGUUUCAGAAACAAAAGAUUACAUAGAUAAAAAGAAAGGAAACAAGAGAAAGAAUAAAAAAGAGAAAAAAUACAAAAUACAAAAUACAGAAAAUAAAAUAAAAAACACUUAAAAACAAAUCAAUCUUUCCGUACCUUACAUUUCAUUUCCUUGCUUCCCUGACCUCCUCUCACCUCCCUUUUUUGUAUUCCAGUUCAAUUGGUUAAUUCAGCAAUUCCUUUCCCUCUUUGUUUUUAUCUUAAUCCUUUAACUUAAUAUAUUAUAGCUUUGGAUUCUCAUCUAUUAACAAUCCAUUUUUACAUACACCUUUAUAACAUUGCUGCUAAAACCACUUAACUUCAUUCUGACAUCAUUCUAACAUUCAUUAAUUUUGCAGUAUUUCUGUAAAUAGUCUUUAAAUUUCUUCCAAUCUUCUUCCACCGACUCUUCUCCCUGGUCUCAGAUUCUGCCGGUCAUUUCCACCAAUUCCAUAUAGUCCAUCACCUUCAUCUGCCAUUCUUCCAAAGUGGGUAGUUCUUGUGUCUUCCCUUUCUGCCGGUGUGUGUGCCUGACUUAGAUAUCCUGUGUGCUCUAUUUUUCUAUUGCUGAAACUGGAUUUGCUCUCAGGAGCUAAGUUUUGUGCCUCACUGGGGACCCAGUGAGAACUGUAUGCUUUGAAAGCUCAGUAAACUAUUACUGAAGAA
Molecule: messenger RNA, 3462 nt
Organism: Podarcis raffonei (Aeolian wall lizard)
Lineage: Eukaryota; Metazoa; Chordata; Lepidosauria; Squamata; Lacertidae
Product: zinc finger protein 883-like
Exons: 2
Coding region: 346-2007 (553 amino acids)
Source: RefSeq, a predicted model, not a curated record